GGGGUAAAGGGAAAUAACUCUCAAGUACCUGUGAAAUGACGGGCGCAUCAUGAGGCGACAAGAUUUGUGCACAAGCAUAAUUCUUACCAGCUUUCUUACAGUUGUUCUCUGCGGCGAACCGUUUACCGCAGUUUAUGCUGGGGCUGCUGCAGUUUCAGCUGCUUUCAUUGCUUCUUACUCUUAUGUGUCUUGUUAUUUUUAUGAGUGCUGCAGUGAACGCUGGAUUAUCCACAACGUAACAGGUCUGAGGGCAAAUCUGGAACAGAAGUUGUAUGGACAGCAUCUUGUUGGGAAAGUGGUAGCUAACCAUAUUCAAGCACAUGUUAGGAAUAAAAAUCCACACAAGGCACUUGCACUUUCCUUCCAUGGCUCAACAGGUACAGGGAAGAAUCAUGUGAGUCGCAUUAUAGCAGAGGCCCUAUACAAGAAAGGUCUGCACAGCAAGAAUGUGCACCUUAUUUCAUCCACAAAAGAAUUUCCUCAUCAGGAAAUGCUGCCUUUGUAUAAGGACCGCCUUCGAGAUAUGAUAGAGAAGCAAGUGAAGAUAUGUGCUCAGUCUUUAUUCAUCUUUGAUGAGAUUGAUAAGAUGCCUUCAGGACUUAUUGACACUGUCAAGCCUUACUUGGAUUACCAUGAACAUCUUAAUGGAGUAAAUUAUCGCCAAGCCAUAUUUCUGUUCCUUAGCAAUGCUGGGUCCAAUGCCAUCAUAAAACACUCUCUAGAUCAUUUUCGGGAGGGGAAAAGACGUGAGGAAAUCCAGUUGGUCGACAUGGAAAACAUAUUAGCCAAGGCAGUCAUUAACACUGAUACAAAAGACUAUUUUCCAGGUGGUCUUUGGCAUAGUGAACUCAUCGCCAAGCACCUGAUCACAGCCUUUAUUCCUUUCUUGCCUCUGACUCGCAAGCAUGUGCAGGACUGUGUACGGGAUGUUCUUGUCACAAAAGGAUGCUACAGAAGACCGAAGGAGGUGUCACAAUACACCGUAGAUAAUGUCCUUAAAGAGCUUACAUUUAAUUCCGGUGAGGAGCAGCUGUUUUCCGUGACUGGAUGCAAGAGAGUUGCAGAAAAAGUUGACUUUGUUAUGCUUGACUCAUGUAAAGUAGAGUUAUAGUUUGUAGAGGAGUGAGUCUAUGACUAAUCUCUUAUUAAUUAGCAGAUCAUGUUGUACAGCUGUUUCUAAGGUACUUCAGGAAGCAUUUUUGUGUCUGUCUUCUCCUAUUUUUAGAUGAUACUUUUCCUCCCUUAAGUGUUCCUUUUUUGUUUCUCUGUAUUAAAUUAUUUCAUACAUUCAGUACCAGUAGUUUGAAGUAAGGAACAAACUUCAGCUAUAAUGAUUUAAUAAUGAUUUCCGGUGUGUAGUCAAAUGUUUUGGACCUUUAGUGUUAAAGAUUUUUGUAAUGCCUUUUCUGCAUGUAAAGGUUAUGAUAGCCUGAUCUUCAUGUCUUGAGCCUUUUUGAUUUAGUGUGUGUAAACAUCUUGGGGAAUGAAAUAUAUUAUGGAACAUGUACAGAACCAGGCAGUAGGAAACUAAUUCUCUGGGGCGAGAGCAGCUAAAAGAUAUUUCCUUUGAAGAAGCAUUUGUUGAAAGAGAAUUUACUGGGAACUUGACUGAUUGUCAAUGUGAGCAUUGAAGGAUCUUUAGGUGCUUCCAAUAGCAUCAGUUCAGAAGGGUAGGGUGUAGGAGAACUAGUGCCCAAGUUAGGCAGUGCAAUAGAAAGUUUGAGGUGAAGAGUAGAUGAGGAGGGCAAUGACUAAAUGGAAUGUCCUGGCCACUCUUUAUCUUGCUAUAUUUGCUCCCUUUCCUACCAUAUUAUGUCAGGGCUUGGCAUUGAAUGGAUAACCCUAACCCUCCCUUUAUCCUGUCCCAGGCAAACCUGAUAAAUACAAAAUCUACAGCUGCCUGGAGAGAUUGCUGCAUUAGAAUAUGGAAACACAGAUUAUAGCAUUGAUGAAGUCAUCAUCAUCAUAAUCAUUGUCAUUGUCAACAUCUUCAUCUUAUUAUGAAGAGCAAUCAUCAACUACACUAACAUUUUGAUGUUACUGAAGAUGGAUUUAUUUCCAUACAUCGGCAGAUUUUGAGAGGGUGUCUAGAGGGAAAUAUGUUAGAAUCUUCAUGAUAAUUAAAAAAAAAAUUCUGUAACUAUUCAAUGCAUUCUAUACAUAAACAAUUUAUUCUAUAACUAUUUAUAUAGCUUGAGCUAUAAAGUUCAUUCUGUAGCUAAAAAUAAAUGUGUUAAAAUCAAAUUUUUUCAUCUGAGUAGGUGUAUGCUGUGGGGGCAAUUUUUGUGAUGUUGGAUACAUUUGAAUGAUAAAGCUAUAAAAUGAACUAUAAAGCUAUAAUCAUAAUGAGGCACAAAAAACGCCAUUUAGCUGUUUCACCCUACGUGUCAGGUGAUGUAUAAGUGAAGGUCCUAAACCUUCUGGAGGGCAAAAUAACCUCUUCAUCUUAUGUUGAUCAUUGUUUAUAAUAAUUGUUCUGCCUGGUUUGUUUUAAGUGUAAAUGUUAAUUUGGUCUUAAUCUCAUUGUUUAUCAAAUAAAAUGGAUCUUAGCUAGC
This is a messenger RNA of Pomacea canaliculata, 2555 nucleotides long. Its product is annotated as torsin-1A-like. Gene Ontology annotation, molecular function: ATP binding; ATP hydrolysis activity. Lineage: Eukaryota; Metazoa; Mollusca; Gastropoda; Architaenioglossa; Ampullariidae. Bases 50 to 1111 code for a protein of 353 amino acids. The record is from RefSeq and is a predicted model, not a curated record. The transcript is spliced from 5 exons.